Molecule: messenger RNA, 437 nt
Organism: Odobenus rosmarus divergens (Pacific walrus)
Lineage: Eukaryota; Metazoa; Chordata; Mammalia; Carnivora; Odobenidae
Gene: SLIRP
Product: SRA stem-loop interacting RNA binding protein
Exons: 4
Coding region: 62-424 (120 amino acids)
Molecular function (GO): RNA binding
Source: RefSeq, a predicted model, not a curated record
CCAGAUUCGCCAGAUUCUUCCGGGGUCGCGACCACAGGUCACAGAGGCCUUCGAUCUAAAGAUGGCGGCUUCAGCAGUGAGGGGGGCUGUGGCGCUGCGUACGAGUAUUAGCCGGCCCGUGGCUUUUGUCAGAAAAAUUCCCUGGACCGCGGCUUCGCGUGAAAUCGACGGCUUUUCGCGAUGGCUUGAAUGGGGUCAGAGUACGGAAGGAGGGAAAGGGAAGAAGGACUUCGAGGUUUUUAGCGACAAAGAGACUGGAUUUCACAGAGGUAUGGGUUGGAUUCAGUUUUCUUCAGAAGAAGAACUUCAGAAUGCACUACAACAAGAAAAUCAUAUUCUUGAUGGAGUAAAGCUCCAUGUUCAAGCUCAAAGACCAAAAGUUUUGCAAGGGGAUCAAACAUCUGAUGAAGAGAAAGAUUUUUGAGACUAUUACUACC